AUAAGACCGGGAUGAAUGGCUGGCGGAGUUGGUUUAAAUAUUUGAAUUCUGCGCAUUUCUCCGGAACCAUGGCUAUUUCCCUCGCAAUCAUCGCUCGCCUCGCAAUUUGUCCAGCACAGCCACUGUCCACUUCUCCCUUCCUGAGGUGGAAACGGAGCUCGAGCUCUCUUCAGUAAAUUACCACCCGAAACACGGUAAUUCAUCGCGUGCAACUCCAUCCAUCCAGAACUUCUUUCCGCAAUCUCCAAGGCCUGAAAGAGAGCCGACCAACUGCCCGACCGACGACCGCAUCCUGUCCAACGGGCCUCACUCCUCCGAUCGCCUCAACCCUCGUAUGGGCUUGACUGCCUCAUACCAUUCUUCGCUCCCCUCGUCGGUAUAGGUGUCAUGGACAGGCACCGUCGUGAUGAGUCGCCCUCCGGUCUAUCAGAUAUUGUCGAGCAGGAUGGUCUUUUAGGGACCGGCAUCACGACUCGUCAUAUUGAGGCUUUUGGACGGAAAGUCACAUCGACUGCUGGGCAUCUGAUGGGACCGACUUCCGAGUCCAACGGCGGCCACUACCACCACGCUAUGGUUGACAUCCAGCGCGAGCUGCGACGCCCUGCCGCUCAGCGCAAUGUCUUCUCCCUGACCCAAACCACCCCCACCGAUCUGGUCCGAUCUAAACUCUCUACAUCCGAAAUCCAAUCGCGAGCGAUCUCAUCCCUUCCUGAUGAGCUUCUCAUGAACAUUCCUGAAGACAGCAGCUCCUACUCGCUUUUUCAAGGAUUCCAGGCCUCCCAAGAUGAUAUAGAAUAUAGAAAGGCCCAUCGCCGGCGCUCUUCCAAGAGCAAAAAGUUAUUGAAAGAUGGGGAGGCACAUGACGCUUUGCCUUCUGCGCCAACGGACCUGAGGAAGGAACGAGAUUUGCUCAACCGCCGCAUGGACCUGAUGGGUGUCCGCAAAAACAUGUGCAGCUCGGAGAUACAUGAGAUCGAUAACAAGAUUGCCAAUUUACACCACAUGCGCAAAAUUGUUUUAGACCGGUUAGCCAACUUAGAGAUGGAAGAAGCGGAACUGGAACAUGAACUGACGGAGGUGGAUAAUAAGUUGGAAGAUCUUGAAGAAGAAGAAGCGGCACAAGCACAGGCUCAGGCCCCAGCGACACCGAAGUCGUCAGAAGCAAAUGACGACUCGAUUGUCUCGGAAGACCCGGCAAUUGAUGCAUCUUUCAUGUCCGAGUCUAUAUACCAAAAGAUCCCCUCCCCGAAGAGCGUCAAGCAAAAAUCAAUAAGGAAACGCUCGAUGCCGAUCCUGCAUGAACAUUUCAGCCCUGGCUCAGAGAUCAAGGAGAUGGCAGCCCACUCAGACAUGGUCACCGCGAUCGAUUUUGACUAUCCAUUUGGUACUAUGAUCAGUGCUGCGCUGGAUGACACUGUGCGGGUGUGGGAUCUCAAUGUUGGUCGUUGCAUCGGAUUCCUAGAUGGACAUAAUGCUUCGGUCCGUUGCCUUCAGAUUGAAGACAACAUAGUUGCCACCGGUUCGAUGGAUGCGUCUGUCAAGCUAUGGGAUCUGAGCCGCGCGCGAACAACGAGCACUCGCGACAAUCGCAUCACCCGCCGCGAUGACGGAGAUGAAGAGACUGUGCCAGCCGAUGACGCCUCGGUGGCAUCCCAUUCUACCACAUUGGAGGACUGCUAUGUCUAUUCACUCGACGCUCAUGUCGAUGAGAUCACUGCUCUUCACUUCAAGGGUGACACCCUAAUCUCCGGGUCCGCCGACAAGACGCUGCGACAGUGGGAUUUGGUGAAGGGGCGCUGCGUCCAAACGCUUGAUGUGCUCUGGGCGGCCGCGCAGGCGUCGUCGCUGGGAGGAGAUUCGCAAUGGCGCCCCUCAGGACGCCUGCCGGACGCAUCGGCGGACUUUGUCGGAGCCGUUCAGUGCUUUGACGCCGCCCUAGCCUGUGGUACGGCGGACGGUAUGGUACGAUUGUGGGAUCUGCGCAGUGGGCAGGUGCAUCGUAGCCUGGUGGGCCAUACCGGCCCUGUCACCUGUCUACAAUUCGACGAUGUGCAUCUGGUUACUGGAAGUCAGGACCGCAGUAUUCGGAUAUGGGACCUCCGAAUGGGAUCGAUCUACGAUGCCUACGCCUAUGACAAACCAAUUACGAGCAUGAUGUUCGACACCAAGCGGAUCGUUGCGGCUGCGGGAGAAAACGUUGUGAAGGUCUAUGACAAGGCGGAUGGCCACCACUGGGACUGUGGCGCUGGAGUCGGUGCCGAUGAACAGGGUCCAUCGCCUGCAACUGUCGAGCGUGUACGACUCAAGGAUGGCUUCCUUGUUGAAGGCCGCAAAGACGGUAUCGUUGCGGCAUGGACUUGUUGAAAUGACCAUGCUUCUAUGACUCGCAAAAGCCCGCCACGUUCAUGCUAGCAUUUGGAUGGUUCUAUACUUUGCGAAUGCUUUGACUGCCUCAGCGACUGUACAUUAUAUUUACGUUUGGCCAACAUAGAAAGGUAUCAAGGCGUCCUACGGUAGGAGCAGCCGUUGUAAACUAGUUUCAUAUUGAUGCGUCGAUACCUCUUCUAGGCCACUUCAUUGAUUGAUGCAAAGAAAACUUUCUUUGUUCACACCUGAAACAUGCUUCUCUGAG
Messenger RNA from Aspergillus homomorphus CBS 101889, 2632 nucleotides. It is a transcript of the gene mdv1, whose product is annotated as WD repeat-containing protein. The record is from RefSeq and is a predicted model, not a curated record. Gene Ontology annotation, biological process: negative regulation of transcription by RNA polymerase II. The coding region runs from base 388 to 2364 and encodes 658 amino acids. Gene Ontology annotation, molecular function: protein binding. Lineage: Eukaryota; Fungi; Ascomycota; Eurotiomycetes; Eurotiales; Aspergillaceae. Gene Ontology annotation, cellular component: transcription repressor complex; nucleus. The transcript has 5 exons.